UAAGUCUCACGCUGGAAACGUGUGACAAUUCAUUCGAAUUUCGGCACGUAGUUGAACAAACAACAACUUCUUUCUAAAAGAAACUUGACAGGAGAAGACAGCAAUGAAAAAGCAGUUUCACUUUGCCUUUUUACUGGCCAUUUUGGCUCUGGUCGUUGACGGAAAUCUUGCUACAGAAUGCGGCGUGCCAAACCGAUCGGCCAGGAUAACAGGAGGAAUCGAAACACUACCCAAUGAAUUCCCGUGGGUGGCUUAUUUGCAAGUCUUCUUUUGGAGUGGAACUUCCGCACAGUGCGGAGGCACGCUUAUCCAUGAACGUUGGAUCCUAACAGCUGCUCACUGCCUCUAUGGCGUCGUCAACGUCACUGUUGUUCUGGGUGCUCACGAUAUCAACAGCCCAAGCAGUUUGGGAAGGCAAGAAUUUUCCACCAAGAAGUGGACCAGUCAUCCACUUUGGCGUUACGGUGACGUGGAAAACGAUAUCGCAGUUGUAGAACUGCCUGUAGCCGCCACCAUGACAAAUGUUGUCAGACCGGCUUGUUUACCCUACUCGGACGAUCCCAGGCUAGAUGGCUCGACUGUGACCAUCACAGGAUGGGGAAACUACUCCAGUGACGUUAAUAGUGGCGUCAGUCCAGUACUGCGGAGUAUACGAUCAUCCGUCAUCGAUUCGUCAGGGACAACUGGUCUAUGCCAGCAAAAAGCAGCUAGUGCGGGUGUUGGCCCUUUCCAUGGCGAUAAAAUCAUUUGCAGCGACUCGAGUUACAACCGCCAUUUUUGUCAUGGUGAUGAUGGAGGUCCAAUGAAUUAUCACAAUUCUUAUUGGAAUACUUUUACCGUUGUUGGUGUGGCAUGGAUAGGGGACCCGAGCGUUGAUUGCUCCGUUUCGACCAAACCCAACAUUUGUGCUCGGGUUAGCUUUUACGUCGACUGGAUCCAUGAAACAACCGGUAUACCGCGUCUCCCUAAACCAACAACAACAACCACCACAACAACUACUACUACAACAACAACAACAACAACGCCAGCGCCAACAACAACAACGCCAGCGCCAACAACAACAACGCCAGCACCAACAGCAGCUUACUUUACCUGUGAAGGGAAACCUAGUGGAUUGUAUCCGAAUCCAACGUGCACUUGUUGUAGCACUUUCUAUAAAUGUUCCAACGGCUACGCUUAUCUUUACGAUUGUCCUGAUAGUGGGACGGUAUUCGACCCAAGUCUUUUGGUUUGCGUUUUCCCUAGCAAUUUGCCAGCAUGCCAAACGUGAUUGUAAG
This is a messenger RNA of Daphnia magna, 1277 nucleotides long. Its product is annotated as brachyurin. Gene Ontology annotation, biological process: proteolysis. Gene Ontology annotation, molecular function: chitin binding; serine-type endopeptidase activity. The record is from RefSeq and is a predicted model, not a curated record. Gene Ontology annotation, cellular component: extracellular region. The coding region runs from base 104 to 1270 and encodes 388 amino acids. NCBI's taxonomy places the organism in Eukaryota, Metazoa, Arthropoda, Branchiopoda, Diplostraca, Daphniidae. The transcript is spliced from 6 exons.